Messenger RNA from Carlito syrichta (Philippine tarsier), 3739 nucleotides. RefSeq names its product RAB9B, member RAS oncogene family (gene RAB9B). NCBI's taxonomy places the organism in Eukaryota, Metazoa, Chordata, Mammalia, Primates, Tarsiidae. The coding region runs from base 271 to 876 and encodes 201 amino acids. The record is from RefSeq and is a predicted model, not a curated record. Gene Ontology annotation, biological process: retrograde transport, endosome to Golgi; Rab protein signal transduction. Gene Ontology annotation, cellular component: lysosome; late endosome; phagocytic vesicle. Gene Ontology annotation, molecular function: GTPase activity; GTP binding. The transcript is spliced from 3 exons.
CAGGCCACCGAGGUCCAAGCCGCACUUGCUGCCCCAUUGAGGACGAGGCGUCAGAAGGAGCGGUGACGGUGUCGUUGAGGAGCCGGACGCACGGCACGCGGAGCUGGCCGGCCCGGCACCCGCGGCCCCCUGCCGUUCCCUCCUAUUGUGUCGGAACUCUAAAAAGAAAGAAUAAAACAACAACAGAAAAAAAGAAAAAGAUUGAAAUUGUGACAAAAACCCAACUUGGUUAUCUUGGUUACAAACUCCUUCCCUUCUGGUGCUGCAACAAUGAGUGGGAAAUCGCUGCUCUUAAAGGUCAUUCUCUUGGGUGAUGGUGGAGUUGGGAAAAGCUCGCUUAUGAACCGUUAUGUAACCAAUAAAUUUGACUCCCAGGCUUUUCAUACCAUAGGGGUAGAGUUCUUAAAUCGAGAUCUGGAGGUAGAUGGACGCUUUGUAACCCUCCAGAUCUGGGACACAGCAGGACAGGAACGUUUCAAGAGCCUUAGGACACCCUUCUACAGGGGAGCAGACUGCUGCCUCUUGACCUUCAGUGUGGAUGACCGGCAGAGCUUCGAGAAUCUUGGUAACUGGCAGAAAGAAUUUAUUUACUAUGCAGAUGUGAAGGACCCUGAACACUUCCCCUUUGUAGUUCUGGGUAACAAGGUAGACAAAGAGGAUAGGCAAGUGACUACUGAGGAGGCACAAGCCUGGUGCAUGGAGAAUGGGGAUUACCCUUAUCUAGAAACUAGUGCCAAAGAUGACACUAAUGUGACAGUGGCCUUUGAAGAAGCUGUCAGGCAGGUGUUGGCUGUAGAGGAACAGCUGGAACAUUGCAUGUUAGGUCACACCAUUGACUUGAACAGUGGCUCCAAAGCAGGAUCUUCAUGCUGUUAAAAAUAAGGAGCCUUUUAAAUGUGUGCCCCAAAUUGGUGAGUCAAUAUUGUAAGAAUAACUGUGCUCCUCUAAGAGUGCACACACACACACAAGAAGGUAAGAGAUAUGGUUCUGAUUGUGAAACAGAACCUUGCAAAUUGAAGUGUAGAGCAAUUUUAAAAAAACUAUCAAACCACGUGGUUUUUGUGUGAUUUCUGCUAUUUCUUCUUCUUGUGUGUCUCAGGAUGUAUCAAAAAGUUUUAGACCUGAGAGAUUUAAAUAUUUUUUAAGUCACAGUUUAAACCUAGAACCAAGCCGCAUGAAGGAAUUAAAGAGCUACCGCUAUCUCUUAAAGCGUUCCAUUAAUCAAUUAACAAAUGUCACCAUCAGACUCUUGCCAAGCAGUUUCUGACAUUUCUGCUAAAGGGGAAAAAAAAUAAGACUUUGAGCUGUAUUACAAUAAAAUAAUAAUGCAAACAAGGAUUCCUAAGUUUGAAUUAUAAAGAAGUUAUAAUGAUUAGGAAUGCAAAAGUAUAAUAAUGUACAUUGACUUGUUUAAAUCCUUAUGUCUGGCUUGCUCCAAUCUGAGCUUUUCAGAAAAUACUAUUUCAAUAAGAAAUACUCCCAGCUGAGCUUUUCAGAAAAUACCAUCUCAAUAGGAAAUACUCUAAUGACACUGGCAAUUGAUCAUACUUCUUGUGUUUGAAGUCACAGGAUACUAAUAAAUGGAUUAUGCUUAAUUAUGCCAACUACCCUUGCAAAUAAAUGGUUGGUCUGCUUUUACUUCAUAAGUCUACUUUUGCUGCAUAGAGAUGUUGCUUCUCUGACAACCUCUUAUCAAUUUAGCAAUGCUGCUUAGUACGUAUGGCUUUGGGCGCAGUGCUCUCUGCUCAUAAUUUAGAUGGUCCUUUGAUCCACCAUGCUGGGCUCAUGGAGAGGGCUUCCGAAAAGAUUGGAGGAUAAUGGGCUUUUCUCAUAGAGUUCCUUAACUCAAAUAUUUAUUGUAGAAGAAGGAACUGAUUUCUUGCACUGUAUGUUCAGUCGACCAAAUUAAGACACUGAAAGCAAAAAAAGCAGAUUUUAACCCUGUGUUAGAAUGAAUUUCUCAUAAUUUGAGUUGUCGAAACAUUAGAAUGAACUGCCUUAAUAGUGAGCUCCCUUUCAGUGAAAAUAUUCGCUGGGUGACCAUCUGUUACAAUACCAUAAAAAUAAUUUCUGUACUGAAUACAUGUUCAUUAUAAAGUCCUUUCUGACUGUAAAUUCUAAGAAUCUGUAAACUAUGUCAGUGCCAUACUGUGGUUGGAUUUUUCUGAAGGUAACAGCUAAGACUAUGGAGAAGGACUUUAAAAAUUCUCAAACCAUUCUGUGAUCAGCCUUGAACAACUGUGUAGCCCUUUUGCUUUUGCACUGUGGCAGGAAAAAUUCUUAAGCUCUGUGUAAUCUUUAUGUGCCCUGAGAAAAACAUCAUACAGAUACUACAUUAAAAUAUAAAAGUGGUUUGACAAUUUUCGUUACCAUGACUCCCAGUUAUAUACCAUAUUAUGAAUAUGAAUAUGCAGUCUGGUUCUUGUGGAUUGAUCUGUUCGUCCUGCAUAGUUUUUAAUCUGGACUUUAAAAUAUCUGUGAUUUAAAAAGAAGUUACCCAAGGAGGUGAAGGAGUUAGAAAUGACCCCAGAAAGAGACCCAGGCCAGGAAGCGGGUGGGAGCUUUCACAGGAAUACAGCCUAGACCUCUCCAUUGUAGCCACAUAUAGAAUCAGCCUUACAUGUGGGACCUUAUGUGCUUUAAGAGCUCUGGGACUUUUCGGCCACAUAGACAAGAGGGCAAUUUUUCAGCCCAAUCGUACUCAAUAUUUCCAAUUAUGAUAUAGUCCUGACCCUAUUAUUCAAUUAACUUUGAUGCCAGAAGUCAAAACCAGAACUGGGACCCCAUGGCUCUUAAGUAUUGGUCCCUAUCCUGCCUAUGCCUAUAGCCAACCACACUGAUUUUCAAGUUCUAUGAUCAUUUUGCUACUAUCAUGUUGUGGUGAAAAUCUGUAUGUUGAACUGUUAAAUGCUAAUCAUUUUUAAGUGCAUGAAACCUGGGGCCUUCUCUUUCUACUUGCACUCUGCUUAUAAUUGUUUCUAUUUGUAGAUCUCAGGCCUUCAUAAAGACCUCCAUCAACUCACAAAAAUACUUGUCUUUAUUAGAGUGGCAUGUGGUCAUUUGAAUUAAAAAAUUAUGUGGGUAUCUGAUUCAUAGGUAUUUUGUCCAUCCAAGACAAGUGUUAAUUUUCUUGGCCCGUCAACUGAAGCCCUUAGCCAUACUAAUUUUUUUCUGCCAAAUUACACAAUAUCUUAAUGAAAGUACUUAACAUUUUAAGUGACAAAAACAGUGGCAUUCGUGAGUAACACUCAGUGGGGUGCUGACAUAUAGUUUGACUAAGGUUAAAAAACACCAAAGGCUGAAAUCUGUGAGUACCAGGAACUGUGCAUAUAGGUUUAGGAAUUGACUGUGGACCCUAGAAUGUACAGUGCAAUAUUUUCAGUAGGUAUUCUUUUAAAGAACAUUAGAUUUGGGGGAUAAUAUAUUUCUAAUUAGGACUAUACUGUCUUUCAAUGGUCCAUUAAAACAUGAUACAGAAUAUUUAUUUAGUUUAUUGUCAUGUCAGGGGGCCUCAGAUUCUGUGUCUUCAGUGGAUUGAUGAAUUUCAGGUUAAUUUGUGCCUGCCUCAGUCAGCUCUACUUUAUCCUGAGGUAUUCCACAAUCUUCUUGUUGCAGGUGCUGCUAAAACGAAAAACAAAAAAACAAAAAAAAACUCAAAAUUGUGUAUCAGAUAUUUUCUUUCAACUGUAAAAAAAAAAUCUGUGUUAAAGUGAAUAAAAAGUGCAUUUUGAAUAACCAA